Molecule: messenger RNA, 3451 nt
Organism: Carassius auratus (goldfish)
Lineage: Eukaryota; Metazoa; Chordata; Actinopteri; Cypriniformes; Cyprinidae
Product: multivesicular body subunit 12B-like
Exons: 10
Coding region: 257-1150 (297 amino acids)
Biological process (GO): virus maturation; viral budding; regulation of epidermal growth factor receptor signaling pathway
Cellular component (GO): late endosome; ESCRT I complex
Source: RefSeq, a predicted model, not a curated record
GAGAGACCCCUCUACCUCUUUCCCUUCUCAGUUUCAGUGUCUGGUUAGAAAUGGCAGCUGCUGAGGACCCCUAAACUACUCUGGCAAAUUAAGGAGAUAUGCGUCCUUUAAAAUGGAUUAACUAAUCAACGGGAAUGUCAGCAGUCCAGUCUUGAGCUGUAAAUACAGACAGAAGAGGAUCUAGUGGUGUAUAUAUUUUCUAACCGCAGCGUCUGUCAGUCUAUCUGUGUGAAGUGUAUUUGUUUGGAAUUCCUCCAUGAUGCCUGAGGUGCGGGACCUUUCAGACGCCCUGCCAGAGAUGCCCAUGGACCCGAUCACUGGCGUAGGGGUUGUGGCCUCGAGAAACCGAGCUCCCACCGGCUAUGAUGUGGUUGCACAAACCACAGAUGGGAUUGAUGCAGACUUGUGGAAAGAUGGCCUGUUCAAAUCCAAGGUGACCCGCUAUCUGUGCUUCACCAGGACUUUCUCCAAAGAGAACAGUCAUUUAGGAAAUGUGCUGGUAGACAUGAAGCUCAUCGACAUCAAGGACACGCUGCCUGUGGGAUUCAUUCCCAUUCAGGAAACUGUGGACACACAGGAGCCGGCGUUCAGGAAGAGGAGGCUAUGUAUUAAGUUCAUCCCGAGAGACUCCACUGAAGCUGCCAUCUGUGACAUCCGUAUCUUAGGACGCUCUAAACAGGCGCCGCCACAGUAUACGUUCAUAGGAGAGCUGAACAAUAUGGGGAUCUGGUACCGUAUGGGAAAGGUGCCGCGGGCCCAGGACUCUUCCCCUGUACAGAACAACUCCACCACCAACAACACCAAUAACAUCCAGACUGUCACCAACAACUCCACUCCAGCGCCAGUCUUGCCCAAGCACAUAUCCAUGACCCUGCCGGCAUGUUUCAGGAAAAGCACAACCAGACCAGACUUUGAACACCAGAACUCCAACCUCUAUGCCAUCUCUGCUAUGGAUGGAGUGCCUUUCAUGAUUUCGGAGAAGUUUGCGUGUGCCUCCAGUGAUCUGCAGCAGGUGGAUCUAAUGGCCAUCAGAAUCAAAUCGCUUGCAGAGAUUGAGAAGGAGUAUGAAUACAGUUUCCGGACGGAGCACAGCGCAGCGGCCCGACUGCCGCCCAGUCCCACCAGAACAUCUCUGGGCUCCGAGGCCUAACGCUCACGCGCCGGAGGAAAGACCUGAUCAGAGCAGAGACUCAUCCGGCUCUCUGAAAGAACAACAGAAACCCACUAAUUCAACGGAUGGAGUUAUUUAUAUUUGAUUAACAAAUAUUUAAUGUGGUCAAGUUCAGUCUCUCUUAAGUUGAUGCUGCUUUUACCUAAAGAGCUUUGGAUCUCCAUCGCUUCAGUGAUCAAAUCUAAACCACUACCGUGUUUCUUUUGUUUUGCGACAAGUAUUGUGUCUGAAGUUGUGUUCUGAUUUAUUCUGGCUGCUGGACUGAGAUGCUGUUAUAAGGGUCACACUUGAACAAACCCUUAUUUGAGCCCUGAAGUCUGUGUUGGUGCAUCGAAUGCACAGAUAUGCAUCCUUAUAGAUUUUUUUUUUUUUUCAUUCUCUUGCUCGGUUUUAUUUAGUUGGCAGUGACUGCAUGACUUCAGUUUGUUCUUAUGUUUGGAAAUGAAGCCCAGUUCACUGCACUGUUACAGGACUUUUUGUGUUUGUCUGGAAUAAAAAAAGAGGUUAGGUUAAAAGAGAUUAGAACAAAAACACUCCGACUCUGAACAAACCCUUGUACAUAGACAAGCGAUGAUUCAGGAGUGCGUUGUUUUAGUAUCGUGUCUUUGUAAGGUCCCUCCUGAACUGAUCUGACACUCCAGUCACCACUGCUUAUGUUUUACUCAGAUUUUAUUCUCUUUCAGUCUCAUGUUAUGAUGUUGAGCGGUGCUCAAGUACUUCGAUAUCGUUUCUGCCAGUCCAUUUGUGGCUUCUGACAUUUAUGGUGGUAUUUAUUUGAGACUUUUUAAUAUUUCCACAGUCAUAUUUCAUCCCAAGAUUUGAAGAAAUAAACAAAUACAAUUUUGCUUAAAACAAGCUGUUUCUAGGACCAUAAAGAUGUGACAUUUUAAUGAGAUUAAAACUUAUGCACAAAUACUCAUUAUUGUAAUAUGAAAAAGAAAUCAUGCCACUGAUUUAAAUCAUCAUAAGUUCUGUAAAACAUUUAUUUUAAAUGAUGUGCAGUUUUUCCAUAUCGCAUUACUUAACUUGGUAACACUUUAGUUGAAGCCUUUAUGCGUAGUGCAUUGUAAACGUAUUCAUAAUUUCUGUAUAAUGCAUUAUAUCUUUUAAUAAAUAAUUGUAGUUAAAAGUUAAAAUGCAUUAUAAUGUUUGAAGGUUUGUUUGUUGUACUCAUCAGAUAAUGAUAAUUGUUGUGAUCAUACAGUACAUUAUAAGAUGCAUUACUUUGACUUACUACUUUUGUAAUGCAUUUUCUAUAAAGGCUUCAAAGUGAUACCAGACAUUUUUUUAUUUUUUUAUUUUUAGUAAUGGCAAUUUGGGGAAAAUUUAAAUGUGAAAAUGCAAAAGAAAAAAAGUGCAACGCUUUUACUUUUUUGUGCAAAAUAUUUCUCCUCCUUUUGAUUAUCGGUGUAAUUUCUUGACAGUUUUUGUGAGAUUGAGCUAAAUACAGUAUACAGGAGAACGUUAUCAUUAGCCAUGUAAACCAUGCAGUCCAGAAGCAGUUGACACAGUGAAGUUUUGAGUCCGUGUGCCACUGUGGUGAAAGUACAGUGUUAUUAUUUCGAGGCGUUUCUCUGCUGAAAGUGUUCAGCUUGGAAACACUGAGUCCAUUCAGAUGCUUUGACACCUUCACUGUGAGACUUUAAUCAAACACUCGGAUGGUUUUUCGUUUUCUUACAGUGUGGAGUCUAAUGUUCAAGCAGCUAUAUUAAUGUUACAUGUUCUAACCACUAUUAUGACUUUCAUUAUGUUGGAUUUAUAUUUCAAUUCUGUUUUUAAAUCUGAAAUUAACCACAAAUCUGAUAUUCUCUUCAUGUCUGUGGCAGUAGACUUUCAAAACUGAUUUUUCCGACAUCAGUCGAGUUUUUGGCUCGUUUGCAAGCUGUUUUUUAUUUUAUUUUAUUUUUUUAUUAAAUAUUAAAAUCCAAGAAUAGGUCUAACCUGUUUGUAAAACCAGUCCCUGGUUUAUACAUCUAGGAACCCACAUUAUAUUUGAACAAUAUAUAUCUGAAGUUACGCUGAUGUUGAUGUCGAUUUUUCAUUUCAUUCAUUUAACUGAAAGUCCCAUAGGAAUGCAUGCAGAGAUGUGUGUUUUUUUUUUUUUUUUCAAAUUUAAAAUAUUGUACUCUUUCAUCUAAUUAUUUAAUGAUUUUAUAUGAAGACUAAUUUAAAUGUUUAGGAAUAUAUGUUUCCCUAAUAUCUUUUUUUUUAAGUUAUGUUGGGAAUAUUUGAGUGUUUGGUCACAUGAACAAAUACAAUAAAACAUGUUUAGUUGCUGCA